Molecule: messenger RNA, 528 nt
Organism: Coccidioides posadasii C735 delta SOWgp
Lineage: Eukaryota; Fungi; Ascomycota; Eurotiomycetes; Onygenales; Onygenaceae
Source: RefSeq, a predicted model, not a curated record
AUGGCACCUCUGUCUCUCAUUGUGGACCACUCUCCCCUCUUCCCCGCUCACUGGUCCCUUUUUGUCGCGCACCCAUCGUGUCCCGAGAUUGGCAAGAGAGUCCACGUCGAAGGCAGCGUCUACGCGGGCUUCACGCACGCCGUGCAGCGGAGAUACAAGCUUGGCUCGGUGGGGAAGAAUUUCAGUUUGCUUGAGCUCGGUGAAUUAACGGGUGGGAAGGGAGGGGAGGAGGAGGAGGAGGAGGCCCUGGUGAAACACAUUCAUGCGAAUGCGGAUGUGGAUGCGGACGCGGCCGAGUAUGGAGAAGAGGUGAAGCCAAUCGAUCGACUAGAGAAGGUAGCUAUCGGUAUUGUGGCGCCGGGCGGGAGCUUGAAUCAUGUCAAUGAAGAUGGGACGCAGGCGCCGGCCAGACGCGGUCAGAUGAAAAACUGCCAAGACUGGAUCAUUGAUGUCGUCGCGGAACUGGUGCGGAGAGAUUUACUCCCCGCGCCCGCCAAUGAAGUAGUACAGAAUGCUCCAAAGAAUUGA